Messenger RNA from Myotis lucifugus (little brown bat), 2333 nucleotides. RefSeq names its product cyclic nucleotide gated channel beta 1 (gene CNGB1). Gene Ontology annotation, molecular function: intracellularly cAMP-activated cation channel activity; intracellularly cGMP-activated cation channel activity; cGMP binding. NCBI's taxonomy places the organism in Eukaryota, Metazoa, Chordata, Mammalia, Chiroptera, Vespertilionidae. Gene Ontology annotation, cellular component: plasma membrane; photoreceptor outer segment; intracellular cyclic nucleotide activated cation channel complex. Gene Ontology annotation, biological process: retina homeostasis; monoatomic cation transmembrane transport. The record is from RefSeq and is a predicted model, not a curated record.
UCAGCAUCCUCCCUGGAGGCCAAGAGGAGCCCGAUGAUCUCAUCCUAGAAGAGGUUGACCCUCACUGGGAGGAGGACCAGGCUCAGGAUGGCAGCGCCAGCCCGCAGGGUGCAGCAGCGGUGGCGUCAGCUUACAUGGAGGAGAAUGAGGCCGAGGAAGAGAUGUCCAGGGAGUUUUCCUGGAUUCAAGAGGACAAAGAAGAUGAGGAGGAUGAAGAAGAUGAGGAGGAGGAGGAGGAGCCUGAUGUCCUGCUGGAUAGCUGUCUGGUGGCAGAGGCCGGCGAGGACCCGGGCGGAGUAGACAGGACGGUCACCCAGAGGGCCUCCUGCCAGGACCUACAGAGCGUUGCUCUCUCUCUCUCUCCCCAAGUGCCUGCCACAGAAGAGCACCCGGAAGUGCAGGUGGAAGACACUGAUGCUGACAGCCACCCCCUCAUCGAGGAGGACAAGCCACCCUCACCCGAGCGGCUGCCACCGUCUCCUGCCAAGUCCGACACCCUCACAGUCCCAGGAUCGGCCGCGGGGACCCCGCAGGUCGCCUUUUAUGCUUCUCAUGGGCUUUCCGCAGCACCGUGCCCCCUGCCCAAUUGGCAGAUGAGGAGACUGAGGCCAGAGAGGGGAAGCAGCUGGCCGAGGUCACUCAGCGACGACCAGGACCGGGCGUCCUCCUCCGCCAGCCAAAACAGCGCCGUCAUCAACGAGCGGCUGCAGGAGCUGGUGAAGCUCUUCAAGGAGCGGACGGAAAAGGUGAAGGAGAAGCUCAUUGACCCGGACGUCACCUCCGACGAGGAGAGCCCCAAGCCCUCUCCCGCCAAGCAAGCCCCGGAGCCGGCCGCGGGCACGACGCCCGCCGGGGAGGCGCAGGCGGAGGAGGAGCACUACUGCGACAUGCUCUGCUGCAAGUUCAAGCGCCGGCCCUGGCGGAAGUACCAGUUCCCCCGGAGCAUCGACCCGCUGACCAUGCGCUGGGCCUUCCCCUACCAGACGCCGGGCAACCUCUACUUCUGGCUGCUGAUGGAUUACCUGUGCGACCUCAUCUACAUCCUGGACAUCACCGUGUUCCAGAUGCGCCUGCAGUUUGUCAGGGGCGGGGACAUCAUUACAGAUAAAAAGGAGAUGCGCAAUAACUACCUGAAGUCUCCCCGCUUUAAGAUGGACCUGCUGUGCCUGCUGCCCUUGGACUUGCUCUACCUGAAGUUCGGCGUGAACCCCCUCCUGCGGCUGCCCCGCUGUCUGAAGUACAUGGCCUUCUUCGAGUUCAACAACCGCCUGGAAUCCAUCCUCAGCAAAGCCUAUGUUUACAGGGUUAUCAGGACCACCGCCUACCUGCUCUACAGCUUGCACUUGAACUCGUGCCUGUAUUACUGGGCAUCGGCCUAUCAGGGCAUUGGCUCCACCCACUGGGUGUACGAUGGCGUGGGAAACAGUUACAUCCGCUGUUACUACUGGGCUGUGAAGACCCUCAUCACCAUCGGGGGGCUGCCCGACCCCAAGACGCUGUUUGAAAUCGUCUUCCAGCUGCUGAACUAUUUCACGGGCGUCUUCGCUUUCUCCGUGAUGAUCGGACAGAUGAGAGACGUGGUGGGGGCCGCCACGGCCGGGCAGACCUACUACCGCAGCUGCAUGGACAGCACCGUGAAGUACAUGAACUUCUACAAGAUCCCCAGGUCCGUGCAGAACCGCGUCAAGACCUGGUACGAGUACACCUGGCACUCACAAGGCAUGCUGGGUAACCUGCUGGCGGUCGGAGGCGGGAAUCGGCGCACGGCCAACGUGGUGGCCCACGGCUUCACCAACCUCUUCAUUCUGGACAAGAAGGACCUGAAUGAAAUUCUGGUGCAUUAUCCCGAGUCUCAGAAGUUGCUCCGGAAGAAGGCCAGGCGCAUGCUGAAGAGUAACAGCAAGCCCAAGGAGAAGAGCGUGCUCAUCCUUCCUCCGCGGGCCGGCACCCCCAAGCUCUUCAAUGCCGCCCUGGCCGCAGCGGGAAAAAUGGGCGCCAGGGGGGCGAAAGGCGGCCAGCUGGCCCACCUCAGGGCUCGGCUCAAAGAGCUGGCUGCGCUGGAGGCGGCUGCCAAGCAGCAGCAGCUGCUGGAACAGGCCAAGAGCUCGGAAGACGCGGCAGGAGAGGUGGGCUCCGCCGCCCCCGACCAGCCUGCACCCCAGGAACCCCCGGCCCCAGGCUCUCAGCCACCCGCCUCGCCAGGGGGCGCCGAGAAGGAGGCAGCUGGUCCCCAGGAGGAGCACUCGGUGCAGAUCCGCGUGAGCCCCGGCCUGGACCCUGGCGAACAGAUCCUGUUGGUGGAGGUCCCGGAGGAGAAGAAAGAGGCGGAGUGA